AUGGCGCAAACUCUCGAUUUGGUGCCGUGGCCCCGGGAUGCUUCCCCCACCUAUGCUGCCCCGGCGAUUCUAGUCCCGUUGGAGCCCAGAAAAACCAUGUUGGCCGGAGUGAAGAACUGCCUAUAUCACCCACUUCUGCCCACGCUGCGGCGAAUGGAUUUGGAUACCGUCGCCCACAGGCUUUCAGAUGAACACUCUAGGACGGUCACUGCCUGCUCCAAAGAGGAUUUUGACAAUGCAACGUUCACCCUGGCUGGAGUGCCCAACCAGCGCCUCCCAUCCCUGGGGAUGACGGAGCUGGGCAGAACGCUGACUGAGAAGUACAGAGCAGGAAAGAUGGCUCCUCUCAUGCCCAGUACGAAUCAGGAAGAGUGGCCAAGCUACACCCGGGCCAUGUCCGACUGGUCCCACUUCGUCUCUACCGCCGGAGAAUUCAAACUACCCAGUUUUCGGAAAAAAGUUCUUGGAUUCAGCUGUUAUGCUGUGAGAUACUUAAAACCCGAUGUCACCCAGACCUGGCGGUACUGCCUCAAUCAGAAUCCCAGCCUGGAUAUGUAUGGACCAAAGCCGAUCCCCUACAACACCAUGAAUACUUUCAGGAGUUUUGGAUCAGCACACAGCCGUUCCCACUACCUCCAGCCCUGGCGCUAG
Molecule: messenger RNA, 651 nt
Organism: Gekko japonicus
Lineage: Eukaryota; Metazoa; Chordata; Lepidosauria; Squamata; Gekkonidae
Gene: SPMIP8
Product: testis, prostate and placenta expressed
Exons: 7
Coding region: 1-651 (216 amino acids)
Source: RefSeq, a predicted model, not a curated record